CACUACGCAAAUAUGUUCCUUAUUUUGGGGGCCAUCCUGGCCAGCGCCCUAUUCGUGGGCCUCCUGCUCUACCAGCUCAAGUUCAAACGUCUAAUUAACCUCAUCAGCUACAUGCCGGGUCCACCCGCCCUGCCACUGGUGGGUCAUGGGCACCACUUCAUCGGCAAGCCGCCGCACGAGAUGGUAAAGCGCAUCUUCGAGUUCAUGGAGGUGUACGGCUCCAAGGACCAGACCCUCAAGGUGUGGCUCGGCCCGGAGCUGAACGUGCUCAUGGGUAGUCCCAAGGACGUGGAGGUCGUUCUCGGAACGCUGCGCUUCAACGACAAGGCUGGCGAGUACAAGGCCCUAGAGCCGUGGCUCAAGGAGGGCCUCCUGGUCAGCCGCGGCCGCAAGUGGCACAAGCGGCGCAAGAUCAUCACGCCGGCGUUCCACUUCAAGAUCCUCGACCAGUUCGUCGACGUCUUCGAGAAGGGAUCGCGGGAUCUGCUGCGCAACCUGGAGCGGGAUCGCCUCAAGCAGGGCGAGACGGGCUUCAAUCUAUACGACUGGCUCAAUCUCUGCACCAUGGACACGAUUUGCGAAACCGCCAUGGGCGUUUCCAUCGACGCCCAGACGAACGCCGACUCCGAGUACGUGCAGGCCGUGAAGACCAUCUCUAUGGUGCUCCACAAGCGCAUGUUCAACAUCUUCUACCGCUUCGACCUCACCUACAUGCUCACGCCCCUGGCUCGGGCAGAGAAGAAGGCCCUAAACGUGCUCCACCAGUUCACCGAGAAGAUCAUCGUCCAGCGGCGCGAGGAGCUCAUCAAGGGCGGCGGCCAAGAGACUGCCGAGGCCGACGUAGAUGUGGGCGCCAAGCGCAAGAUGGCCUUCCUGGACAUCCUGCUUCAGUCGACCAUCGACGAGAAGCCCCUUACCAACCUGGACAUUCGAGAAGAGGUGGACACUUUUAUGUUUGAGGGCCACGACACCACCUCUUCGGCUCUGAUGUUCUUCUUCUACAACAUCGCCACGCAUCCAGAGGCUCAAAAGAAGUGCUUUGAUGAGAUCCGCUCCGUUGUGGGAGACGACAAGGCCACCCCAGUGACCUACGAGCUCCUCAACAAGCUCCACUACGUGGACCUCUGCGUCAAGGAGACUCUGCGUCUGUAUCCCUCGGUUCCGCUGCUGGGGCGCAAGGUCCUGGAGGACUGCGAGAUAAAUGGAAAGCUUAUCCCCGCUGGAACCAACAUCGGCAUCUCUCCGCUGUACAUCGGCAGGCGCGAAGACCUCUUUAGCGAGCCGAACGCCUUCAAGCCGGAGCGCUUCGAUGUGGUCACCAGUGCCGAGAAGCUGAAUCCCUACGCCUACAUUCCCUUCUCGGCCGGUCCGCGGAACUGCAUUGGCCAGAAGUUUGCCAUGCUGGAGAUCAAGGCCAUUGUGGCCAAUGUCCUGCGCCACUACGAUGUGUCCUUUGUGGGCGACACUUCGGAGCCCCCCGUCCUGAUUGCCGAACUCAUUCUGCGCACCAAAGAUCCGCUGAUGUUCAAGCUAAAGCAGAGAGCUUACUAAAGCUCUUUUUUAUUUUAUUAUUCUUGUAAAUAAACGAUAUAAUCAAAUCUGUGUUAAUAAAAUAAACUGAAAAUAGAAUUCUGA
Molecule: messenger RNA, 1635 nt
Organism: Drosophila bipectinata
Lineage: Eukaryota; Metazoa; Arthropoda; Insecta; Diptera; Drosophilidae
Gene: Cyp4d1
Product: Cytochrome P450 4d1
Molecular function (GO): heme binding; oxidoreductase activity, acting on paired donors, with incorporation or reduction of molecular oxygen; monooxygenase activity
Source: RefSeq, a predicted model, not a curated record